Molecule: messenger RNA, 756 nt
Organism: Calliphora vicina (urban bluebottle blowfly)
Lineage: Eukaryota; Metazoa; Arthropoda; Insecta; Diptera; Calliphoridae
Product: farnesol dehydrogenase
Exons: 3
Coding region: 1-756 (251 amino acids)
Molecular function (GO): oxidoreductase activity
Source: RefSeq, a predicted model, not a curated record
AUGGAACGUUGGCAUAAUAAAUUGGCCGUGGUAACAGGUGCCAGUGGUGGCAUAGGAGCUGCCUGCGCUCGAGCCUUGGUAGCAACAGGAAUACGGGUAGUGGGUCUAGCACGUAGAGAAAAUAAACUUAAGGAAUUGCAAAUGUCACUGCCAGAUAAACAAAAAUCAUUAUUUAUACCACGUAAAUGUGAUGUCUCCAAAGAAGAUCAAGUAAUAAAAGCCUUUGAAUGGACGGAAAAAGAACUGGGUGGAGCUGAUAUAUUGCUAAAUAAUGCUGGUAUAACCAGAGAAACUGAGCUGGUGGCACUGGGUAAUACGGCGAAAAUACAAGAUGUUAUUAACACAAAUGUUAUGGGUGUGUUGUGGUGUACCCGGGAAGCUUUUCAGCGUAUGCAUAAACGAGGAAAUGAGGGUCAUAUAUUGAUUAUUAACAGUAUUGCGGGUCAACAGGUAUUGAAUUUUAUAGAUGUUUUGCCUUCAUUUAAUAUAUAUCCGGCAACUAAAUUUGCCAUAACUGCCAUGACCGAAACCUACAGACAAGAAUUUCAAUUGUAUAAGAGUAAAGUAAGGGUAACGGGUAUCUGUCCUGGUGCUGUUAAUACAAAUAUAUUUCCAGAAGAAAUUCAUUUUUAUGUUAAGGAUAUGGCUCGUUUGGAACCUCAAAAUAUUGCUGAUGCCGUAUUGUAUGCUUUGAAGGUGCCACCAAAUGUUCAGAUACAUGAUAUUACCCUCAAACCCAUGGGAGAAAUAUUUUAA